Syzygium oleosum is the source of this 2401-nucleotide messenger RNA. Its product is annotated as ABC transporter F family member 1. The transcript has 6 exons. The coding region runs from base 206 to 2023 and encodes 605 amino acids. Gene Ontology annotation, molecular function: ATP hydrolysis activity; ATP binding. The record is from RefSeq and is a predicted model, not a curated record. Lineage: Eukaryota; Viridiplantae; Streptophyta; Magnoliopsida; Myrtales; Myrtaceae.
CUGCAUUCUCCCGAAGGCCUUCAUCAUCAGCGAAGGAGCUGCUCGAUCGAACGAACGAACGAACUUCCCGUUUCGCGAGCUUCUUCGGGCGUCGACGCCGCACCGCCGCGCGCGCUCUCCCCCGAAGCCCUAGAUCGGCCUCCGGUUUCCUCCCAGGGUUUGCUUUUUCUCUCGUACCGGGGGGGGUGGUACUGUUCUGUUGAAGAUGGUGUCCGACGCGAGCAAGAAGAAGGCGGCUCAGAAGAAGGCGGCGGCUGCGGCCAAGAGAGGGGGGAAGGCGGCGGCGGCUGCGGGGGCGGCUUCGUCCAAGGCGGCGGCGUCGUCCGCUGGUGCCGAGACGCAGAAUGGAGCGGACAAGUUGGCCGACGGCGUCGGGAGCAUGGCCAUUUCGGAUCGGACGUGCACCGGGGUGCUCUGCUCGCAUCCUCUCUCCAGGGAUAUCCGUAUAGAGUCUCUCUCACUUACAUUCCAUGGACAUGAUCUUAUUGUUGAUUCUGAGCUGGAGCUUAACUAUGGCAGGCGAUAUGGUUUGCUUGGAUUAAAUGGAUGUGGAAAAUCCACACUCCUAGCUGCAAUUGGUUGCAGAGAGCUGCCAAUACCAGACCACAUGGAUAUAUAUCAUUUAAGUAGGGAAAUUGAAGCUUCUGACAUGUCUUCACUUGAGGCUGUCAUUAGCUGUGAUGAGGAGAGAUUGCAAUUAGAGAAAGAAGCUGAAGCCUUGGCAGCACAGGAUGAUGGUGGUGGAGAAGCUCUGGAUCGUGUUUAUGAGCGCUUGGAAGCUAUGGACGCAGCGACUGCAGAGAAACGUGCUGCUGAGAUACUGUUUGGUCUUGGCUUCAAUAAGAAUAUGCAGGCGAAGAAGACUCGAGAUUUCUCUGGUGGCUGGAGAAUGAGGAUUGCAUUAGCACGAGCUCUCUUUAUGAAUCCUACUAUCCUGUUGCUUGAUGAACCUACAAACCACCUUGAUCUGGAGGCUUGUGUCUGGCUUGAGGAGACAUUGAAGAAUUUUGAGAGGAUCCUUGUUGUGGUAUCUCAUUCACAGGAUUUCCUGAAUGGUGUUUGUACGAACAUCAUUCACAUGCAAAAUAAGAAAUUGAAGCUCUACACUGGCAAUUAUGAUCAGUAUGUUCAGACCCGUUCUGAACUGGAAGAAAAUCAGAUGAAACAAUACAAGUGGGAACAGGAGCAGAUUUCUUCCAUGAAGGAAUACAUUGCCCGCUUUGGACAUGGGUCUGCAAAAUUGGCCCGUCAGGCCCAGAGCAAAGAAAAGACUCUAGCCAAGAUGGAGCGUGGUGGGCUCACUGAAAGGGUUGUGAGGGACAAGGUCCUAGUUUUCCGCUUUGUUGAUGUUGGGAAGCUUCCCCCGCCAGUGCUCCAGUUUGUGGAAGUAACCUUUGGUUACACACCUGAUAAUCUUAUCUACAAGAAUCUUGAUUUUGGGGUUGACUUGGACUCUAGAGUUGCUCUGGUGGGACCCAAUGGAGCUGGAAAGAGCACGUUGCUGAAGCUAAUGACAGGGGACUUGGUACCUCUAGAUGGCAUGGUCCGGCGACAUAAUCAUUUAAGGAUUGCGCAGUUCCACCAACACCUGGCUGAGAAACUUGACAUGGAAUUGUCGGCACUCCAGUUCAUGAUCAAAGAGUACCCUGGGAAUGAGGAGGAGAAGAUGAGGGCGGCAAUUGGUAAGUUUGGUCUGACUGGCAAGGCCCAGGUGAUGCCCAUGAAGAACUUGUCUGAUGGUCAAAGAAGCCGAGUGGUCUUUGCAUGGUUGGCAUGGAGGCAGCCUCACAUGCUUUUGCUGGAUGAACCGACUAACCAUCUGGAUAUUGAAACAAUUGACUCUCUGGCUGAGGCAUUGAAUGAGUGGGAUGGGGGCUUGGUGCUGGUGAGUCACGAUUUCAGGCUCAUAAACCAGGUGGCUCACGAGAUUUGGGUGUGCGAAAAUCAAGCAGUGACUCGGUGGGAGGGUGAUAUUAUGGACUUCAAGGAGCAUCUGAGGAGUAAGGCUGGCUUAUCAGACUGAACUCUAUUGUAGGACAAAGAUGAUGAUCAUCACCUUCUAGUAGUAUUAUAUUGCAAAACGGGGUUUGUGACACUAUUGAUAUCACCGCUCGAGGCUAAAGCAUGGACCUGUCAUCGCAGUUGCUGUGCAAGCCAUUAGGGCUGGAAGAGAGGUAGCAUAAGGCUUGGUUAUUAUUUCAAGCCUACAUGUGACCUCCACAUGAUAUUUUUUAUGUUUGCUGGUCCCUUACUGCUAGUGAUUUACUACUAUAGAAUGGCAAGACCUACUCCUAGAUUUUGCUGGAUGAAUCUUUAUGUCAAUUCUGUUGAGUUUGAGUUCGACACUGGAGUAUGAGAUUGUACUACUACUUCUCAAUCAAAUAUUAUUUCGGUUUUCUUA